This is a messenger RNA of Diaporthe batatas, 5763 nucleotides long. RefSeq names its product snoRNA-binding rRNA-processing protein UTP10. The transcript has 3 exons. Gene Ontology annotation, molecular function: snoRNA binding. Gene Ontology annotation, cellular component: 90S preribosome; t-UTP complex; small-subunit processome. NCBI's taxonomy places the organism in Eukaryota, Fungi, Ascomycota, Sordariomycetes, Diaporthales, Diaporthaceae. The coding region runs from base 67 to 5451 and encodes 1794 amino acids. The record is from RefSeq and is a predicted model, not a curated record. Gene Ontology annotation, biological process: maturation of SSU-rRNA from tricistronic rRNA transcript (SSU-rRNA, 5.8S rRNA, LSU-rRNA); positive regulation of transcription by RNA polymerase I.
AAAUUGUCACCGUCUGAACUUCACCAUCGCCCAUGUCAUAGGGCACGCGCACCGCCAGGGAGAGUCAUGGCGCCAUCAUCGCUCGCCGCGCAGUUGGCGCAGAUUGCCGUCAACUCGAAAAGCACACUCAACGUGAAGGCGCAAAAGGCCGCGCACGCGAAGUCCCUGAUUUUUGAGCCCAAAGUCGCCGCGGGUCAGAGUUACCAGACCGUCUACGAUAUCUGCCACGAGGGAUUCGAAGAGCUAUGCCGCCUCGAUGCUCGUUUUCUUCCGUACGGACAGACGCUAUUUAGCGAGCAAAGCCAGGAUGAGGACCGCACGCAGAUGACCGCUGCCGAGAAUGCCGAGUUGCACAAGGCCACCGAGGCCUUCCUGCGCCUGGUCGGCGGGAAGCUGAGGCUCAUGCCCGCAGUCAAAGCUGUAGAGUGGCUUAUACGAAGAUUCAGAAUACACGAAUACGUCACAUCCUCCCUCAUAACGGCGUUCCUACCGUACCACUCUGCGCCGCUCUUCGUCACACUCAUGUCUAUCCUCCCCACCAAAUUGCCCAACCAGUACAGGUUCCUCGACCCAUACGUUCGAUCCUUGACAGCGCCGCCAAGGGCUAUUCUGGUCCAACAAACAACACAUCAUUUCGAGCUCUUGUCGGCCGUAUCAGCUUGGACUCUAGAGUCAUGCCGGGCGCAGCAACACUACCCCGGGUUAAUCUCAUUUUGGGGUGGAUUAAUGACAGAGGCCGUCAAUGGCAUGCUGGAUCACACGAAAUCGGGCAGAAGGGCUGUUCAGAGAGAUCACGACCAAGAUCUUCUUCAGAAGCUUCUGCCUAUCCUGAGCGAGACUUUGAUGAUGAAGAAGGUCCCUGGCCUUCAGAUAGCAAGCUAUAUGGUCAUAUCGGUCUAUGCUUCGAAGGGUGGCUUGGAGGAUGCAGUGCUGCUGGAGCUCAUGCAUCAAUUAGUAUUGGGCUGGUCGACCGAGACCGUGAGACCUGGCCUGGUCUGUCUUUCUAUCUUGGCACAGUGCCGAUCUGCUAAGCAGCUCUCAUGGAGGGUGGCCAAGUCACUGGUCAAGGUGCAAGACUUGGACGUCCUGUUGCAGGAACUGCAGAAGGAGCACCGAGUUGACAAAUUGGCCAACGGCCUCGCCAUUGCUCUGAUUGAAAGACUCACAAAGAAAGGCGAAGUCCGUGGCCUCUCAUUGAUCAAGACAAUCCUGUUGUCGCAAAUGCUCAGCGAAAAGCAAUCAUCGGUUAUUAUUCGAUCCUUGCUCGUGGCAGGACACAAAAUCUCCGACGAGAUCGACGAGGAGGGCGAAGCCCGGAAACAAUUAGGGCAGGUGAUUGUGGCGCUCUCGCAGGCACCCGAGGAGGCUGGAGAACUGUUUCGCAGAGUCAUCGAGGAGGCUGAGUUCGACAUUGACGAGUUGGAGCUCAAGCUCAAGGCCUCUAUUCGCCCAAAGAAAGCGGUCAAGUCCAACGGGGAGGGGACCAAAGCAUCGGAUGACGACGCGGAAGCCGCUCUGGCAGAAGAAUUGGAUCUGGAUGCCGGCCUUAGCCGACUGUCGAAGCAUAAGAAGCCUCCAGCUCGCACCUGCUUGUCAAGCGACUCAGAUCCCAUUUUCGAAGAGCUCUGUCAGAUUUUUAUCUCCGCAGCCUCUGACAGGUCGGCUCUCUUGAAACUGGAUGAGGCUCCGAUUCUCGACAGCGAGUCCGCGCCAUCUGAUUGCUUUUAUUUCUCUUUCUACAUGCGCAUAUGGCUUGGCCCAUACCCAAUUCUGGCUCGAGCACGGGCGCUUGAGAUGGCCAAGAAUCGAUUGCAACAGCCAGACUGUUCAAAGGCCGAUUUCCAAGCACUUCAGCCGUACUGCAUUGCCGCCUUGGGUGACCCAGCCAAGAAGGUUCGUCGUGCAGCAGCUGAGUUACUUGCCGUCCUCAAAACGAACAACAGCGACGCAGGGUCACGCAAAAAGAGCGACACACCAUGGGGCUCCCAAGCGUUAUACAAGACAGGCCAAGACCCCAAGUGGAUGACACCUGAGGCCAGCCGUAUCCUUCUCGAAGAUGUCCUCAUUCCUGCCUUAGAGGAGGCCAUUAUGCACGAGGACCACAUCACCGCUACCAUAAAAGAGGCACUCGAAAGUUCGAGCAAGUCCUCCACAGACAAAGAGACCUCGAAAAAGGGCCACAUUUCUUCGAGCGUCCGCGCUGCCAUAUUCAGCUUUCUGGCAUCGCACGUUGUGGAGUCUCCCUCGUUGAACCUCAGCUUCAGACUCCUCAAAGCAUUGAACCAAGUGCAGAAAGUGGGAAGCACUUCCCGAACACAGCUCCUUCUGCCCUCGUUGCAGUGGUGGUCAAGUCUUGGACGUGACGAAGCUCUUGGCCUGCUCAGUAAGGAGGGGUUGGAAAACGUGAAUAUCACUCCUAGCUUCGUGGAUGUUGUUGUGCCAAACGAUUCUACUGGGCUCGAAUGCCUCUUCGGCAUUGUGGAAGGCAACCGAGCAGAGGAGCGUCGGGAUCUUGUGGUUUGCGUCUUCUCGAGAAUACGUAAGAUGUGGCCAUCUAUGAAGGACAGAACCAAGAAGGAGGUCGCCCACAAGGCUCUGGAUCUCUCGCAAAGGGAUGGCACUGUCGCGGAAGAAGCCUUAGAGCUACUCAGGAAUGUACCCCUGACCACAGAGAUCCUUCUCGACUUCCUCGGGUCUCUGCAAGAUGUCACACAACUUGCAGUAGAGCCACCUACUAGCAAGCGCCGAAGGACCAGCUCAUCGGAACACCACCGGUCGAUCGAUACUCACCAUUCCCCGGAGCUCGCCGCGGCAUUGAGCAAAGUCACUACUGUUUUGAACCUGGUCGAAUCUUCAACCCCUGCCCAGCAUCCUGAGCUGCUUCAGAGCCUAUUCAUGGUAUUAUCGGAGCUUCAAACAUUCAGGACCCUCAUAGGAUCCGAACUGGGCUAUCUCCAGAACCUGGUUCUGAGUAGCUUACUAGCUAUGAUGCCCACGUACCGCGAUGACAAGAACCUGAAGAUUGACACGUCGGUUGGGCACGGAGAUGUGUUGGUUUCAUGCAUCCAGAAGUCUUCGAGCCCAGCUGUGCAGAAUUCUGCGCUCCUUCUGGUUGCAAGCCUAGCCAAGACUGCUCCUGAUGUUGUCCUGCACAGCGUCAUGCCGAUCUUCACUUUCAUGGGCAGCUCGGUGCUCCGGCAAAGUGACGACUACUCCGCCCACGUUAUCAACCAGACCAUUCGAGAGGUGAUACCGCCGCUGAUUGAUACCUUCCGCAAGGGAAGAAGACACCUCGUCGCCAGUGCAUCAGAGCUUUUGGCGAGUUUCGUCAUUGCCUAUGAGCACAUUCCCUCCCACAGAAGACAGGGCCUCUUCAUUUCCCUAGUCGAGAAUCUUGGGCCUCAAGACUUCCUCUUUGCGCUAGUGGCCAUGUUCGUCGACAAGUAUGGGACAUCCGAUAACAUCCAGACAUUCACCGCCGAUCUCAUGAACCACUUCAGCGUGGAGAUCCAGCUGCAGACGCUCAUCAAGUUCCUUGAUCUCGUGGCAGACAUGUUCAAGCCGAAGCCGAAUCUGUCCGCGGUCAUGUUCGGGAAGAAGGAGGGAGAUGAAGAGAUCAACAAGACAGCUUUGAAGCAGCUGACUCUUCUGCCACAUCUUUUGGCUAGCAGGUCGCUCAAGCGAGAAGUCGGCAAGCUAGCCGAACGGGAUGACAUGGAGACUGCAAAGAUCCGCGAGCUCUAUGCACAACUCCUCGAGGACGUGCUCACGGUGGCUGACACAGUCAAGACAAGAAAGACUUUGCACGUCCGAUGUGGAGACGCCUUGUCCAACUUGUUGAACCUCCUGUCUGUAGGCGAGUUCAUCAAGUCGGUUGAAACCCUACUCGAUCGGCCAAACGUUGGCCUCCGGCAGAAGGUCCUACGCGCCCUCGAGACACGCGUUGACAAGGAGAAGCAGGGUGAUGUCCAAUCACGAACAGCUCUUCUGGCGUUCUUGCCCCAGCUCACCGCUGUCAUCCGCGACUCCGAUGACAUUCACUACAAGCAUACUGCAGUCACCUGCGUCGACAAGAUUUCCGAGAAGUAUGGCAAGAAGGACCUUGAGGCCGUUGCAGCCGCGGCCGCAACUAUUGCCGGAAAGCAUUGCCUUGGCCAGGAUGACAGGCGUCUCCGGAUUAUGGCUCUGCUUUGCCUCGCCUCACUUGUGGAUGUGCUCCAGGAUGGUAUCGUCCCAGUCUUGCCUACCGCGAUCCCCAAGACUUUGGAGUAUCUGUCGGCCUCACUCGAUGGCGCGGACUGCGAUGAUGAGGUUCACGACGCCUGCUAUGCUCUCAUGACCGCACUGGCUCAGCACCUGCCGUACAUGAUCUCCGGGGCUUACCUUGACCAACUGUUGAUCGUCUCGAACAAGUCCGCCGAGUCUUCCCUGGACGACGAGGUGCAUGAUAACAGAAAGCAAUGUUUGCACUUCCUCGCAAAGCAAUUAGACUCCAAAGUGCUGUUCGGCGCGUUGCAGAAAAAUUGGGCGUCUGCUAUGGACUCGGGCUAUUCGGCCAUGAGCGAAUUCGUUGAGAUCCUCGGAUUGGGUAUCGACAAGCGUUCCAAAUCGGAAGUCGCAAAGAACGUGUCAUCCCUUUCAGCUAUCUUCCUGGCUGCGUUUGACCUUCGUCGUCUUGAAAACGCAAAGUCGCGAACGAACGGGAAGUUGUUGGACGGCCUGGAGGAUUCCAUCAAUGAGGUUGCGUUGAAGAUGAUCUACAAGCUCAACGACGCAGCUUUCAGGCCAGUCUUCACUCAGCUCAUUGAGUGGUCCAGCUCUGGACUUCCCAAGUCGGACAAGCUGGGCAUCACGCUUCGGCAACAAAGCAUUUAUGGCUUCCUGUUCAAGUUCUUCGACAGUCUCAAGUCGAUCGUCACAAGUUACAGCUCGUACGUAGUCGACCAGGCCGCCAAGACGCUUCAAGAGAUGGACAUCAAGGAUGCCAACCAGCGCGAGCUCUGGAGACGGGUCCUCCGGACUCUCACGAAAUCUUUCGAGCACGACCAGGACGACUUCUGGCAAGCACCUUCACACUUCAGCGCCAUCGGCCCCGUGCUAGUUCAGCAGUUCCAGCACGCACCGCACGUAGACCUCGGGGAGGACUUGUCCCCAGCUGUGGUUGAACUCGCGAGCGCGGCUGACUCCCAAGAACAUCAGAAGGAGCUCAACACGGCGCUGCUCAAGCAUAUGCAGUCCCAAACUGCAGCUGUCCGGUUGGCGGCUGUCAAGUGUGAGCAGGCCCUGGUGGACAAGGUCGGAGAGGAGUGGCUGUCCAUGCUGCCUGAGAUGCUACCGUACAUCAGCGAGUUGCAGGACGAUGAGGACGAGGUGGUCGAUAGGGAGACACACAAGUGGAUUGUCAAGAUUGAAGGAGUACUAGGAGAGAGUUUGGAUUCAAUGUUGCAGUAAAGGGAGUGAUAGAAGAGUGGACGGCGGGCAUUGUCUGUCCACAAUAGCAAUUACACGGGCGGAUUACAUCGAUUGCCGGGCACUUGGGACCUGCGAGAUAGAGGUGAACCAUCCGUCAUCAUGUAGAUUUACGGUGCCCGGCUGUUCCGGGAAGAGUGGGUACCAGCGGGAGACCCGUCGGUGGGAAGUUGGGCCUUCCGGAAACUCGCGGAGACGCGCCUGAAGCCCUUGGGUGCCGUAAUUUAAGCCUCAUGACACAUGUCAGCAGCCGCACAUCAGGGCCCGUCCUAAAUUCAAGCCAAAUCCAUUGCG